Messenger RNA from Thecamonas trahens ATCC 50062, 6725 nucleotides. RefSeq lists its product as uncharacterized. The transcript is spliced from 2 exons. The record is from RefSeq and is a predicted model, not a curated record. Bases 1 to 6672 code for a protein of 2223 amino acids. NCBI's taxonomy places the organism in Eukaryota, Apusomonadida, Apusomonadidae.
AUGCGCUACCCCACCCUCCUCCCGCUCCUGGUGGUGCUCGUCGUGGUCGCGGUGCCAACAACCCACGCGGCGCUGUCGCUCAUUAACCGCCCUGCUUACGGGAACAUUUUCAGGUCGGCCGGCGCAGUGUUUGACCUCCCGCCGGGAAGCUUUACCAUGGAGUUUUGGGCCAAAAUGUACACGCCUCCGAGAGAUGUGUACCUGGUAAGCGUGUGCAAGCCUGGUUGCUGCAACAACAAUAUAGUGUUUGGCGCGUUUGACACUGAUGGUAUUUGCUACCUCAUCAUGGGCACAAGCCCGUACUUUGAGGUCGAAGUCGCGAAUUGUGGAGGCGACUCGCUCUGGCAUCACUAUGCGUUUGUGGUCGACGCGACUACAGACUUGGCAGAGUUCUGGCUUGAUGGAGUUCGCGUAGCUGGUCCGGAUCCUGUCACCGGCAUCCAGCGCACUGGCAAUGUGCUGGUGCUGGGCAACGAUCAGGACGGAGCCUCCUGUACAGUCGAUGACGCCAGCCAAGCCGUCUCGGCGCUUAUGGACGAGUUCCGCGUCUGGUCGGCAGCACUCUCCGGAGACGACAUUGCGGCGGUCAUGGCCGGUCCGGUCUCGCCCAACUCGCCCAACUUGAGCACUUAUUUUGUCUUCAACGAGACUUACAUCUCACCGACCACGCUGACCCAGGCGCUUCCGGGCGGCAUCUCGCUCUCAGCUGGCUCAGAGCCGCCAACGUAUACCGCAGCAAGCCCGCACACGUCGAUUGUUUUUGAGCGCGCGCCGCCGCAGCACCCGAUCUUGCCCUCGCCGCCAGUGGUCGACAUUGUCUCGUCGGCCAUCCACAGCUGUUACGCGGCUGAUCUCGACGCUGACGGCGUGCUUGACAUGGUGUUUUCCCAGGACACGGCGGUGGUCACCGCCGAGCCGACCGUCUUUGUUGCUCGUGGCACCGGAGGCUUGACGUUUGACACGCCGUCGACAGUUGUGACCUCUACCAGCAUUGCCGCCGUCGCUGCCUCCGACAUUUCUACCGACGGCAAGCCCGAUCUCGUGGUCAUGCAUGCCGGCUCCUCAUACCCGCUUGUCUACCUCUCGACCUCGUCGGGCCCUGGCGAUGUCUCAUUUGCACUCGCGCCGUACGAGGCAGGCACCGGGCGCGCGCUCUCGCAGCCAGUUGACAACUUUGCCCUUGUCCCAGACCAGAACGGCGAUGGCGUGACUGAUGCCGUGUACAUUUCAGCCAUCAGGCGCGAGCUCGGGUGGGUCACCUACGGCUCGGGCUCGCCGGUCUCGGCUCCGAUCAUCUCGAUUCCGUCCGGCUCGCUCAAGUUUGGCUUCCGCUCAGACGACGUCUACACCGACCCACUCUUUGUCGACACUAACGGCGAUGCCCUACUCGAUCUCAUCUACAUGGUUGUCCCGGCAGGAACCAUUGGCGUCGUCAGGGCUCUGCCACGGACUGCACCGGCCGCGAGUGUCACCUUUGGAGUGCCGUUCGAUCUAGUCGACGGCGUCACCCACUUCACGCUCGCCGACGUCGACGGCGACGCACAGCUCGAGCUCCUUACAACCAUCUCCCGCACCUGGGCGGUCUGGCGAUUCAACGGCGACUCGACCGUCACCCAAAUUGCAAGCAUCAACAUCGGGACCGGCCAGCCUCCGUUUGGCAUCAUGUUCGCCGACCUUGACAACAACGGCCUCCUUGAUAUGGUGUCAAACUUUGACGUCGAAAGCACCGAGCUGCUGGUGGCGCUCCAGCUGGCGCCCUUGAACUUUGCCUUGGGUGAGGCCUUUGGCACUUCUGGCUCUAGCAAGUCCCGUUGCGUGGUAUUUGGCCAAUGGGAGAGCGACGGCUGGCCGCAGCUCAUCAUGGCUCCGGUAGCCACCUCUAGCAUAUCUCUUAGCGGAGAGAUCCGUGCCAUGCACACCGGGCCGGUCCCGCGAUACCUUGAUCCUGCAAUCCAGCUGGCGCCCGUGGGCUUUUCCUGGUGCGGGUCAGGGCAAGUACCGGAGCUGCUCAUCGUCGAUGCUAACCAUGACCUCGUGCUGGACCUCGUUCUCUCCUGCAACGUCGACGCGACUACGUUUGCCAUUUACGGCGACGGCGACGGCGGCUUCAUGCCAGCCGCUCAACGGACCAACCCACCGUCACUGGCGCAGCUUGUGGCCACCAUCGCGGUCGACGGCGACGGCGACGGCAUGGUCGAUAUUGUUACACUCUCAAGCGACAGCCUCGUCGCGCUCUCACCGUUUGUGGACCUUUCUACCGCACCGGCACCGGCGAUUCCGACGCCCACCAUCUUCACCGUGGCCACCGCUGGCACGCCGCAGUGGAUGGCAGCCGCCGAUCCCAACGCGGAUGGCAACGUCGACUUGCUUGUCGGCGGCACGCUUGGCAUUGCAGUUGUCGUCAACAACGGGCCGAGUGCCAGCCCGUUUAGCGCCCCGGCAGUCCUGCUUGCGUCUGGCGCUCCCAGCCUGCGCCUGCAUACCGUGCACGAUUUUAGCGGCUCUGGGGCAGCCAGCGACCUGGCCUGGGUCUCAGCGACGGCCAACACUGUUUACGUCUCGCUUGCCAACCCGGGCGCGCCGUCGUACGACCAGCUCUACGCCGCGGCGACUGCGCACCUGCUUGCCGCCGACCCUGUUGUACUCAUCGGCGGCAUGUACGACGGGGGCGACGUGGCCGACGUGCUCGUCGGCCUUGACAACGGCGACGUUGUCGUUCUCGCCGACGGCGGAAGCGGCGGCCCGACUACCGUGCUCUCAGGCCUGGGGAGCAUCUUGGCGGUGCACCUUGAUCCGCUUGUGGGCCACGACGGCAUGCUACUUGUGACGACCGCAACCGGCUUUGUGUUUUUCUCUGACUACGGCCAGUACUCGUUUGUUCCACCGGGCAUGCCGGUCGGAGCCAAGGUAGUUGCCGCGGAUCUUUUCGGCAACGAGGCCACCGACCUUGUUGUAGCCUCGAGCACAGACAUUGCGGUGGCGGGCGGCAAGAUGGUUCUUGGCGCUGCGCCGCGCCGCGAGCCGGCAAACCUGGCUGAGUGUGGCGGUGUGGCCAACUCGUGGCUCUGCAUCUCGGCACGUGCUGCGCACUCGGCUGAUGGUGCCACGGUCACAGUGGGCGAGGUUGUGCCGGAUAGCAGCUCGCUCUGCGCGCGUGCCCCAGCCGCACACGACUACCACCGGAUAUCGCGGAACAUCACGCUUGCAGGUGGCCGCAUUGACUGCGGGCCGCUUGGCGGCGUGCUGCUGCAGGUCGCAGCAGGCGCUCAGCUGACGAUCGACGGCAUGCAGCUGAUUUCUCAAGCAUCAGCUGCGACACCGGUGGCCUCACUCCUCGCCGGCGCUGCGUUUGAUGUCUCCUCCGGGGGAAGCCUUGUGGUGACCUCAUCGACAAUGAGCGGAUUUGUGGCCGAUGAGGGAGCCAGCGCGCGGGCGACAGUGACGCUGUACGGCGGUGCCAUUCGAUGCGCCGGCUCGCUGACGGUCACAAACGCGACAUUUGCGGCCUGCCAGGCAGGGCAGUUUGGCGGCGCGAUUGCCAUGCUGGGCGGUGCAGCGGCGACGCUGACCGACGUUACCUUUGUGGACAAUACGGUGACCGGCGAAGCCAGGACCCGGACUUCUGGCGGCGGUGCAGUCGGCGGAUUCGAGGUGGCGUCGCUGACCUGCACGCGGUGCGUCUUUGAGCGCAACGCAGCGGCUGGGUUGGGCAGCGGCGGCGGCGCAGUGGCGCUCCGCUCGCUCACUCUCAGCAGCGUGGUGCUUGUUGAUUGCACCUUUGUUGACAACUCGGCGCCAGGCGGGUACGGCGGGGCAGUGUUUGUCGACGUCUCGAGUACGUCUGCGAGCGUGGCCAUUGCCAACACGUCGUUUUCGGGCUCGUCGGCCGUGUUUGGUGGCACAGUGGCAGCGGCGACGCUCGGCAGCCUCAGCACGUCGUUUGCCGGCUUCCAGGCGCCUAAUCUGCCACCACCGGCGUCGCUGGCGGCGCUAACGGCAUUGUCAGCAACACUGCGGAUAGAGAGCUCAACUGUUUCCACAUCGUUUGCGCGAUACGGGAGCGUGGCGCUCUCGUGCGGCAUGGUGGUUGACAUGAGCGGGACGGAUCUCAGCUCAGCGAGUCUGAGCUACUCGCAGGCAGGCGGGGUUUGGUACCAGUGCCUGCCGCUGACGUCGACGACGGCGGUGGUAACCACGUCGCUACCGACAUCCUCUCCGAGUGCAAGCUCUGCACUGGCGUACGGCCCGAUAUUUGCAUCGCCGGCAGCCACAUUGACAUGGUCGCGGGCCGGUUCAGCCCUCAGCGUGCCGUCGGGGGUCAACUUUGGCAUCGAUGGCGGCCAAUUGCUUGUCACCGACGGCUUUGGCACGCCUGUAUCGGACACAAUCCUUGACUUGCUGCUCUCUGUUUCCGCGCCGGAAGCACUUGUUACCGACGCGGCCAUCCGAUGGGACGUGGCCGCCGGCGGAUUCUCGCUCAAGGACGUGGCAAUCCAAAUUGCCGGUUCGCACUGGCCGGCCGAGGUGGGCAAAGAGUUUUCGCUGAAAGUCAGCCUGCGGUCCGGCACGUACCUUGAGCUUCCAGUCACUGUGGGUGCGUGUCCGGUCGGAUUCGGCGCGGUGACCAGUAAUCCGCUCCUUCCGCUGAGCUGCUCGCGGUGCGUCGCCGGGACCGAGUCGACCGAAGAGUCGGUGGCAGCGUGUACCGUUGUCCCGACCUGCGCCGGGACCGGCUAUCCAGUCAACGGCGAGUGCGUGGUGUGUCCGGCGAAUGCGGUGCGUCUGGCGAGCCAGAACACCACGAGCUCGGGCAGUGCGCCGCCGUGUGUGUGCGCCCGUGGGUACUGGAACGCAGGCAAUGAGGCCGACCGUGAGUGCACGGCAUGUCCGAGAGGUGCGAUCUGCCCAGGCGGUACCGGCGUCGGAAGCGGUCCUGUGGCGCGGCCAGGAUUUUUCAAGGUCGACGUCGGCAAGUACGAGGCAUGCAAGGUGGAUGAGGCCUGUCUGGGCGGCUCCAUCUGCGCGCCCGAGUACAAGCAGGGCUCCAUGCUGUGCAAGGACUGCUCAACAGGCGCCUACCGGCAACAAGACGGGUCGUGCAAGCGGUGCCCGAACGCGCCGGCGUCGCUGCUUGCCCUGCUGGGCGGCGCGGUUAUCUUUGCGGCGAUGGCGGCGGUAGUUGUGGGCGGGCUUGCGGCCAAGCAGUUCCAGAAACGUGUCGACUCAGACGGCGAGGUCGGCGGGGUCAAGCGCGCACCGCACACGCUCUCGCUGGCGGUCAUCUUUUUGCAAGUCCUGGGCAUCCUCGCCAAGGCGCCGCUCAAGUGGCCCAAGCCGCCUGUGAAGCAGAUUUUGGAGGCGGCCAACGUGGCCAACGUAGACUUGUCGUUCUUUGCCAUCGACUGCUCGCUGCCGUCGUUUGUGGUGCGGUACUCGAUCAGCAUGCUUCUCCCGCUGCUGUUCGGCGGUGUUUUUUUGGCGAUACUGGUGCUGGUCAAGCACGUACCUGCGCUACGGUGCUGCUUCUUCCGCGGAGUUGACGCCUCGCGAGUCCGAGUGGUGGACAUUUCGCUGUGGGCGAUCUUCACCUUUGGGCCGCUGGUGUACAUCCCGCUCUCGCGGGCCGCGCUGGUCUUCUUUGAUUGCACACAGUAUCCCGACGGCAAGUGGUAUCUGGAUGCGGAGCCAAGCUUGCAGUGCUUUGUGGGCAAGUGGCUGGCAACGCUCGAGCUCGCGAUCAUGGGCGUCGGCUUGUACGUUGUCGCGCUCCCAAUUCUGUUUGCAGCUGUUCUCUACAAGUACCGGCACAGCCUGCGGAGCCCUCUGGUGACGCUCCGAUACGGGUCGCUGUACGCCGUCUUCCGCCAACACUACUACUACGCUGGGAUGCCUGUCAUGUUCAAGCGGCUACUCAUUAUCAUCCUCUUCUCGGGCCUGCUAGUCGUUUUCGUCACCUCGAUGCUGUUGCUGACCAAGUACUCGCCGUACACGUACCACCCGCUCAACGUCAUCGAGACCAAACUGGACUUGAGCAUUGUGGCGCUGCUUGUUGCCGGCCUCUUGUUUUGGAUGGACGAGUUUCCAAACGAUGGCACGUACGCGGUGUUUGUCGUCCUCGUGCUGGGCGUCAUCGGCUAUGCGGCCGCCACCCUCGUCGUUGGCCUCAUCCGCGAGCUGCGUCACCACCGGGCUAGUGCGCGGCAGGUCGGGAUCAACGGCGGAAACGACGAGAACAACGAGCACAACACCAUGUUCCUCGCGUGGGUCCGCAAGUUUGCACCUGAGCUCUCGGGCAGCGUUCGAGCGGCUGUCCGAGACCUGCUCGGCUCCGACUCGGGAGGCGCUGACUAUGAUGGAUCUUCCGGCGGCUCGGUCGAGAUGGUGGAGCUGGGCGGCGCGACGGCCAAGUCUGACGUGUCAAGCCACUCGCUGGCUGCUGCGAGCAACAAGGCCGGCGAGAGAUUGGAGAGCAGCAGCAGCAGCUCGGUUGUCUCUGCCGAGUCGUCGACUCCUGCAUCGUCGGCAAGCCGGUCGAUGAGCCGGGCGAGUUUUCGCGCGGCGCGAUCGGCACAGCUGGCGCGCAAUUCUGAGCAGACAUCUACCUUGCGCGGCGUCAAGUCGGCUGCUGGCGCAGGCUCGUCGUUCAGGGCGAGCGCGAGAGGCCGGCGAUAGUCUUGCCAGACCCAAGUGAAUUCCAACAGGAGCGGUUGACUGCCCCCCCCCCC